Molecule: messenger RNA, 1346 nt
Organism: Micropterus dolomieu (smallmouth bass)
Lineage: Eukaryota; Metazoa; Chordata; Actinopteri; Centrarchiformes; Centrarchidae
Gene: tbata
Product: thymus, brain and testes associated
Exons: 9
Coding region: 87-1028 (313 amino acids)
Source: RefSeq, a predicted model, not a curated record
ACACAGAGCAUUGUGUACCAAAGGUUUUCAGCUGGAGGCUGUUUUCAGAGUCCUGAUUUAAAAAACUCCAGCUGUCAUACCAAGAUAUGUCAAUAGCACAGGAUCCAGACUCCCCGGGGACAACGGGAGAAAAGAGCCGCAGUCAAACUAAUCUGGUGCCAUUCACCACUGAAUUUACUAAGAUGGUGACGACAAGCAGUCCGCGCUUUGGUGCCUUGAGUCAUCACUCAUUCUUCUCCCGACACAACCCUCAUCCACACAGGGUGCGGCAUAUUCAAGGACUCAAUGGUAGGCCCGUUUGCAUGGUGAGAGAUGACUGGUUUGUCACCUCAUCAUUAUUUCCUCAUCCACUUCUCAAGAGCCACGUUCUCAGGAAAGCAACGUAUCCUUCUUUUGCUUUUCCACUUGCUCAGAAUCUUUAUGGAGCCAGUAGCAACAAAAAUAAAUCAGCACUAUUUUCGGAAGCCUGGAGGGAUGAACUCAAAGAACUUGUUACAAAAGUCAGUGUGUCGUCUCAAAAACAAAAGGACAAAAAAGAGGACAACCCUGAGGAAGAAUUUGUCCGCCGAAAGACCCAAUAUUCAGCUGAAACUGGGAGGAUUAUCCCUCCAGCCACUAAGUCUUACCAACGCAGAUCCCAUUCCCAGCGCCAGGCGUAUCCCCAGCCCUUCCAUGAUCAAGAACUUAUGGUGUUGGAGCUACUUUGUCAGAUCUUACAGACAGAUUCCCUGUCCACCGUCCAGCAGUGGCUUCUGCUUGCAGGUCAAAGAGAGAAAGACCUGGUGAUGGGAAUGAUCAAACAAGCACUGGAUGGGGUCUACCUCUCAGGCCAUCAUCAGCAGAACCUCCAGGAGCUCCAAGCUUUUCAUCCUGGUACAUCUCCACCGGUAUAUGGUCCAUCAUUUGACCAGUCAUGGAGAAAACCACAGAGAAUGAGCUCAUACGGAGUAAACCGAGCUUUCAGCGGCGACAAACCAGUGGCAGACACUUUUUUUGAUGGCACAGGAGGAGGUCCUGGAAGUCAUUAAAACCUGAAAUCUGCCAUCUCCUCUUUAGAAAUGUUCUUUUUUUAAAUGUGCUUUUUUCCUCCAGUUAAUUUCUCUUAGUUUGUCCUUGAGUGGGUGAGUGGGUGACUGGAUUUCUUUGAAUUGUUCUCUUUCAUAAAUGCUUGUAGACUAAUAUGCUAUUAAAACAAAUACUAUAGAGAAGAUAAAGUGAUUAUAAAAAUAUUGUGUUUUUUACUAAUCUAUUGGCAUACAAAUUCAACUCUGCACGAAAUGCUUGUUCUUUUGGUGUAAUCAAUUGCAAUCAAAGCAGUGAUUUUGAAGUCUUUCAGAAUCAGAAUC